Molecule: messenger RNA, 1629 nt
Organism: Parnassius apollo (apollo)
Lineage: Eukaryota; Metazoa; Arthropoda; Insecta; Lepidoptera; Papilionidae
Source: the annotation of a GenBank genome assembly
AUGGAAUUUUAUUUAAAAUUAAUAAUUUUUGUAAUCUCGAGUAGCUUAAGCUUCAGUUACGUUAUUGAGGGCGAUGAACCUGGGAACAGCAUAUUAUGGCCGACGGAAUACUACUUAAAGGCUGAGACAAUGGAUCUUAAAACUGGCGUUGUAGAGCCCUUCGAAGUUUGGUACAGCGCUGAAAAAAACAAAACCCGCACAGAUUAUUAUGAAGGAAUGGUAAAGCGUUACUAUUACGGUGAAUCUGAAAAUAACUCUGCAACGAUAUACCAGAUUAAUCCCGUCACUAAUAGUUAUGAGACGAAUGAGAUGGUAUGUCGUAGCUAUGGUGGUGAUGACUUAGUAGAUUACUUACCGAAUGCCGACGACUUUACGUACCAAGGCGAACAAACGAUUGAUGAUAAAACAGUACAAGUAUGGAAAAGUGAAGGCAACGACGAUGAUAUGGCGUACAAAGUCGAGAAGGUCCUCUACACGUAUAGAGAUGGAGACACUGACGCUCCAGUUAGAUUGGAGGAGAUCAAGUACAGAUUGUGGACCAACGGGUUGGACGAUCACACCAUCACCAACUUCUAUGUCUUCAAGACGAUCCUUAAAUCAGAAGACCUGGAAGUCGAGAACUUGGAUUAUUGCGAUGAAUUGGGGAAAUUGGGUGACAACUUAAGAAUUGAUCUGCAAAUCUUGCAUCCUGGCUUUUCCGGAGAUGUUGACAAAGCUUUCAAUAGUUUUAAGAAACAUUACAAUAAGAAGCAUGGCAAACACGAGCAUGAAAUGAGGAAAGCGAUCUUUAAGGAAAACUGGAGGCGUAUUGUUGACCACAAUAAAAAGAAUCUUGGAUACAAGUUGGAGGUAAAUGCGUUCGCUGAUCGAUCAGAAGAGGAGUUGGCUUACCUUACCGGAACCAGACCGUCUGGACCUCAAGCGAUGGGUACCAUACCCUUCCCUCAUUCGGAAAAAGAGCUAAAGGCAAUGGAAGAAGAAAUUCCCCUAAACUACGACAUGAGGCAGGAUGGUGUGAUCUCACCUGUUAAAAAUCAAGGUGAAUGCGGCUCAUGCUGGGCUUUCUCUACCACCGCUGCAGUAGAAGGAGCCCUCGCCAGAAGCAACGGCGGCCGGAACAUCGAUCUUAGCGAGCAGUCCCUGGUAGACUGUGCUUGGGAUCAUAAUAUGGGAUGCGAUGGUGGCAUUUUGGACGAAGCGUUCAAAUACAUCACCAUAAAUGGCAUUCCUUCUCAGAGGGAAUAUGGACCGUAUUUGCAACAGGAUGGUUACUGCAAGUUGGAGAAUAUGACACAGGUGUACAGUAUCAAAGGCUUCGCUAAAGUGCCUUCGCUGAGCGAGAGUGCUCUCAAAGUAGCGCUCUUAAAGUACGGCCCAGUCACUGUCGGCAUAUACGCUGGGAGGAACAUGAAAUUUUACUCUAGUGGCAUAUUCUAUGAUAUAGACUGUUCAAAAAAAAUGCUCAACCAUGGUGUCACGGUGGUUGGAUACGGAGUGCGUGAUGGUACUAACUACUGGAUUAUUAAGAACUCCUGGGGUGAAGACUGGGGUGAAGAUGGCUACAUCCUCGUGUCCACAGUCAACGACAACUGUAACGUUAUGUCCGAAGCGUACUAUCCGAUUGUUUGA